Molecule: messenger RNA, 1464 nt
Organism: Mesorhabditis spiculigera
Lineage: Eukaryota; Metazoa; Nematoda; Chromadorea; Rhabditida; Rhabditidae
Source: the annotation of a GenBank genome assembly
AUGGCCAGUCUAAAAAACGAGGAUUUCCGGCAAUUGUUGGCAAAUCGAACCGCUGCCACUCCAGCCACCGAAAGGUAUUACCAAUACCAAAAGCAAAAAGCUGCCGAAGAGAAGCCUCCGCCAGAUGAGGAGGAUGCUCGUCUGCUCGAGAUUAUGAAGAACUACAGGGAUCGAGCGGCUGAGAGGAGGAAGAAUGAGGAUAUUCAAGAAGACACUACCUAUAACCAAGGAUAUCAAGCCGUGCCAAAUGAUCCGAGGGUGGCUGCUGAGUUGUCGCACGAGAGGCGGAGGGCCAUUGAGGAGUCGAAAUUCUUGGGAGGAGAUUUGGAACACACUCACUUGGUCAAGGGUCUCGAUUAUUCAUUGUUGCAAAAGGCGAAAGCGGAAAUGGCUCGAAAUGCGGCAGAACAAGUUGAUGAUGAGCUGGAAAAGGCGAUGGAUGAAGAGCCAAAGGUCAAGGAAGAAGCCCCCCAGAAGAGUCAGAAUCGAAUGGUCACCCGGUUAAACAAAGUGUUAUUUGAUCCUCCCGAACACCCAAAAACCAACGAGCUAUUCGCCAAGGGGCUCGUCUCGUACUUGGUGGAGAUUGACUUUGAAGACACGACAAUUCCGACUAUUGUACUGAAAUCCGUCCUCGAAGCCAAAGAGGCAGACCGGAACCGCAGUGCCGAAGUCGACGCUUCGAUCAUCCAGAAGAUGACCCAACUCCUGAAUUAUGUCCGAGGUGGCGAGAAGAAAAAGAAAAAGAAGCUCCCGAAUGUCCCCGAAAUGACGGAAGAGGAGAAGAAAACAAAUAAGGAUGUCAGCAUCUUUGAUGACGCUGGGGAGUAUGAUUUCGGGCAAGCGCAGAGGAAUAAGGAGGAGGCAGACAAAAAAAACGCGAAAGACAAAAAGGAUCGGCGAGAUGACGACCGAGAUCGGAGAGACAAAAAUCGAGACCAGGAUCGGGAUCGUCGAAAUGAGCGUGAUAACCGGGAUCGGGAUCGUGAUCGCCGAGAUCGGGAUCGUGGACGUGAUACUCAGCGUGAUCGGGAGCGCGAGCGUGAACGCGAGCGUGAGCGCGAAAGACUAGAGAAAGAGAUGGCGGAAGAAGAGGAAGCCAAGAAGAAAAUGGCCGAGAGGAUCGCCAAGCGAAAGAAGGAGGCUGAGGGCGAAUAUAGUGAAUAUGCUGAAUGCUAUCCUGGUGGGCUAAUGGAGAUGGGAGGGUUCAGUGAUGAUGAGGAUGGCGGAGGUGACAAGCUUGGAUUGCUGUCGAUGAAAAAGAAGAAGGGUACCAGCGUCUGGGAUGUUGACAAUAAUGAUGAUGAUGAAGCUGGAAAAGCUAAAGAUAAAACUGCUAAGAAGCCUGUCAACAAGGAAAAAGAGGACCGGAAGCUUGAUCGAGAACUCGACAAAAUUAACAAGCUUAUUGAGAAGCGGAAGACGGGAGGACCAGAUGACGAAGGCAGCAAACGGCCACGCUAC